AUGGGCCCCUGUACCGCCUCCUCAUGCUGCUGCCAGGCCCGUAAUCUGCCAUGGGCCCCCGUACCGACUCCUCAUGCUGCUGCCAGGCCCGUAAUCUGUCAUGGGGCCCCUGUACCGCCUCCUCAUGCUGCUGCCAGGUCCAGAGUGUGUCAUGGGUCCCUGUACGGCCUCCCAUUGCUGCUGUCUCCAUCGCCACACUCUGCCAUGUGCCACUUUCAGGUCUCCUCACACUGCUGGUGGGUUCCAUUUUGUCAUAGGGUGCUGGCAGAUUACGGGCCUCCCAUUGCUGCUGCCAGGCCCGUAAUCUGCCAUGGGCCCCCGUACCGACUCCUCAUGCUGCUGCCAGGCCCGUAAUCUGUCAUGGGCCCCUGUACCGCCUCCUCAUGCUGCUGCCAG
This is a messenger RNA of Staurois parvus, 396 nucleotides long. The record is from the annotation of a GenBank genome assembly. NCBI's taxonomy places the organism in Eukaryota, Metazoa, Chordata, Amphibia, Anura, Ranidae.